AUGUGGAGCACAGCUUGGAUUGUGGAACACAAACCUUGUAGAGACAUUUUUCUAACGAAUCAGCGUUUUUCACAUGUUAUUGCUCUAACAUGCUGGCUAAGAGAGCUUGUGGGGCAAUGCCCUGAUCUUGUCCUGUUUCUGUAUAGGUCGUACAGGGAUCGAAGAAUCACCCUUGGCGUCGACAUGUAUCUUCCGACACAACCCCUCGUUCUUCACUUCAAGUGUGCCUCAAUUCAAGCUAUGACGGUCAACUGUGUUGCUGACAGCCUCCCAUACCCCAAUGUUGUUGCAUUGAGUGUUUCGCUAUUCUUCUCAUAUGUGGUCGCAACGGCGGUGUACAGACUGUAUUUUCAUCCUCUAGCGAAGUUUCCAGGGCCAAUCUGGGCAAAAUUGACGACAUUUCCGGCUUGGUGGCACUCGAAGAACCAAGAUAGACAUUUGUGGCUUCUGAGCUUGCAAGAUCAAUAUGGACCGGAGUUCAGAUAUGCACCGAAUGGUGUUUGUCUUAAUACCCCAUCGGCGUAUAGACACAUCUUUGGUCCUAGAGGAAACGUCAAGAAGAGCGAGUACUACCAGGUUUGGCCAAAGACAGUCGACCACAUCAAUACGUGGAGCGCUACUUCGAUUCCAGCCCACGCACGGAAGCGCCGAGUUAUCAACUACGCGUUCUCGGAAAGCGCGCUGAGAGGGGCCGAAGUAUUCGUUCACGCCAAUGUUGAUCGCUGGCUCGAGUUGCUUGGACAGCAGAGGACAAAUGGUAAUGAUUGGACAGCGUCGAUCAAUAUGGCCGAUCAGGUGACUUAUCUGGUCUUCGACAUUCUUGGGGACCUCUGCUUCGGCAAAUGCUUUGAUAUGAAAGAGCCCAGCAGCGAGUUGCGACACAUACCUGAGCUCAUGAUAGGGUACAUGGAGCUCAUACAUCCGGUAAGUGAACCCAAAUCCAACAUGAGCGCUGUGUGUACUGAUAGGUUUAAGAUUGCUUGCUCUCCAGCGAGCUCACUGUAUGUUUGGCUAAAACCGAAAGGGUUGGAUAGACUCCUAGCAGCCGUGACUCCACCAGCUAUCCAGAAAUGGACUGAAUUUGUUGAUGACUGUCUCGCGAAGCGAACGAGCAAGCAGAAGGAGCUUAAAGAAAAGCCUAAACCAGAUGCAGAAGUGCGUAAGGACUUCUUCCAUUGGCUUUUCAAUGCCACAGACCCUGAGACCGGAACAGGAUACUCACUCCCAGAACUGUACGCUGAGUGUGAACUUCUGACAAUCGCUGGAAGUGACACAACGGCUAUCGUCAUCUCAGCCGCCUACUUCUAUCUCUCGCGCAGCCCCAAAGCCCAGGAAAAGCUGGCCCGGGAGAUCUUGUUAACGUUCAACAACUACGAAGAGAUUGUAGCGGGGCCCAAGCUCCAAUCUUGCAGAUACCUCACCGCAUUCCUGAACGAGGCAAUGCGCAUGUCGCCUCCUGUACCUGCUGAACCAAGCCGAGAAGUCCUCGAGGGCGGAACAACGGUCAACGGCCACUACUUCCCCAAAGGAUCGCUUGUUAGCACUGCCUUGUGGGCAAUGCACUAUAACAAAGACUACUAUCCCUCACCACUCGAGUUCCGCCCAGAACGCUGGAUCGUAGGUGAAGAUGACUCAACAGCAGAGAGCGUUGCACUUGCCGAGAGCGCCUUUUGCGCUUUCUCAUCUGGGUCUCGCGGGUGUGUAGGGAAGAACAUGGCUUGGCUCGAGAUGAGAAUUGUGAUGGCGAAGACGUUGUGGAAGUACGAGAUUAAACAAGAUCUGGUGAACAAACUUGGAGGAGGUAGUACCGGUGCAAGACCUGGUCGUCGUGAGGAAGGCCAGUAUCAGACGUACGAGAUGUUUGUCUCGAACAGGAAGGGGCCGAUGGUGCAGCUUAAGGAGCGUACACACUCGGAGAAGGUUGCGAACAUACAAAAACCCGAGAAUUGGUGCGGCAGUUGA
Molecule: messenger RNA, 1962 nt
Organism: Ascochyta rabiei
Lineage: Eukaryota; Fungi; Ascomycota; Dothideomycetes; Pleosporales; Didymellaceae
Exons: 2
Coding region: 1-1962 (653 amino acids)
Molecular function (GO): monooxygenase activity; heme binding; oxidoreductase activity, acting on paired donors, with incorporation or reduction of molecular oxygen
Source: RefSeq, a predicted model, not a curated record